Molecule: messenger RNA, 4009 nt
Organism: Larimichthys crocea (large yellow croaker)
Lineage: Eukaryota; Metazoa; Chordata; Actinopteri; Sciaenidae
Gene: scyl1
Product: SCY1-like, kinase-like 1
Exons: 18
Coding region: 108-2711 (867 amino acids)
Biological process (GO): protein phosphorylation
Molecular function (GO): protein kinase activity; ATP binding
Source: RefSeq, a predicted model, not a curated record
ACUUUUACACGGAGCCAUUUGACGUCCGUGUUCGUAGCUAUCUCGGUUAGCUUCUUCUCGCCGCCUGUGCAGUCCUCCUGUUUGAUGAGGUGUGGAGGAAAGAGGAGAUGUGGUCCUUUUUUGCCAGGGAUCCUGUCAAAGACUUCGCUUAUGAGAUUCUGCCAGACACCCAGGAGAAGUCUGGAAUAUGGACUCUCCAUCGGGGGAAGCGAAAGACCAAUGCAGAGCCAGUGUCGGUGUUUGUGUACGAGGUAGCACAAGGAACAGAGCUGCAAACUCAGCUAGCCAAGGCUGCCUUCAAACGUAUGAAGACCCUGCGUCACCCUAACAUCCUGGCUUAUGUUGACGGAUUGGAGACAGAAAAGAGUCUGUAUCUGGUUACUGAGCAGGUGACACCCCUGUCAGUCCACCUGAAGGCCCAGGCAGACAAAGGUGGAGCUGGGGACCUGGAGGUCUCCUGGGGACUGCAUCAGAUAGUGAAAGCUCUGAGUUUCCUGGUCAAUGACUGCCACCUGCUCCAUAACAACUUGGGUCUGUGGUCUGUUUUUGUGGAUCGAGCCGGGGAGUGGAAGCUCGGGGGCCUCGAACAUGUAGCCCCUGAGCAGGGUGACCCAAGCGGGGUCUCACUUCCUGCCCCCAAGACUGUUUACCCAGACAUGGAGAAAUAUGACCCACCAGAGAUGUCCAAUAGCAGUGGAGAGAAAUGGGCAGGGGAGGUGUGGAGGCUAGGCUGCCUGAUCUGGGAGGUGUUCAACGGGCCGCUACCUCGCACGUCCUCCCUUCGUUCACUUGGAAAGAUCCCCAAGGCCCUGGUCCCUCAUUACUGUGAGCUGGUGGGGGCUAACCCCCGAGCUCGGCCCAACCCGGCCCGCUUUCUCCAGAACUGUAGAGCCCCCGGAGGGUUCCUCAGCGGCAGCUUUGUGGAGAGCAACCUUUUCCUGGAGGAGAUACAGAUCAAGGAGCCAGCUGAGAAGCAGCAGUUCUUCCAGGAUCUGAGUGACAAUCUGGACUCCUUCCCUGAAGACUUCUGCAAACACAAGGUCCUGCCCCAGCUGCUGACUGCCUUCGAGUUUGGCAAUGCAGGAGCUGUAGUCCUCACACCACUCUUCAAGGUGGGGAAGUUCUUGUCAGCAGAAGAGUACCAACAGAAGAUCAUCCCUGUAAUUGUGAAGAUGUUUUCCUCCACAGACAGAGCCAUGAGGAUACGACUGCUGCAGCAGAUGGAGCAGUUCAUUCAGUAUCUGAAUGAGGCAGCAGUCAAUUCCCAGAUUUUCCCUCACGUUGUUCACGGCUUCACAGACACCAACCCCGCCAUCAGAGAACAGACUGUUAAGUCUAUGUUGCUGCUCGCUCCCAAGCUGAAUGAGACGAACCUGAACCAGGAGCUGAUGCGUCACUUUGCCCGGCUGCAAGCCAGAGACGAACAAGGCCCGAUCCGAUGCAACACCACAGUCUGUCUGGGCAAGAUCGCAUCCUACCUCAACGCCGGGACUCGACAACGUGUUCUGAUUUCUGCCUUCUCACGAGCCACUAAAGACCCUUUCCCAGCUUCACGCUCUGCUGGUGUGCUGGGCUUCGCCGCCACGCAUAACUACUACAGUGUAACAGAGAUCGCCGCACGCAUCCUGCCCACCCUCUGUGUCAUCACGGUUGACCCCGAUAAGGGCGUCAGGGACCAGGCAUUCAAAGCCAUCAAGAGUUUCCUUUCCAAGCUUGAGACUGUGUCAGAAGACCCCACCAAGCUGGCUGAUAUAGAGAAAGACGUAGCAUCAUGUGCUCAGCCUGCAGGGGCCUCUUCCAGCUGGGCCGGCUGGGCUGUGACUGGCAUGUCCUCGCUGACGUCUAAGCUGAUCCGCAACGCUCCAGGGACAGAGGGGAGUGCAGGAGCUGACGGCACCGGGCCUGCCAGCGACACCAGCCCUACCAGUGCCACGGACGAAGCACCUGCACCUGGUGAUGAAAAUAAAACUCCUCAAGCCCCUCUGACUCACCAUGCUGCCUCUAGUCGUGCCAACAAAUCACAGGCUCUUGAAGUUACAGACAACGACGACGAGCCGAUAGGAGACCGCUGGGAUGACGAGGAGGACUGGGGACGCUUGGAGGAUCCAGAGAAAACUCACACAGAGACAGAUGACUGGAACAGUGACUGGUCAGGAAUGGCAUCAUCCAAAAAGAAGGCCAGUGACAGAGCAGUGGGCCGGUCCUCUGCAGCGGUGAAAAAGCAGAGCUCUGACUGGAGCAGCUCAGGCUGGGACGCCGACGACAGUUGGUCAAACGAGAAAGAAGGCCAGGGUCAGAGCUCUGCGGGCGAAGAAGGCUGGGGCAAUGACUGGGGAGAGGAGGACACAGACACAACGUUGACCAACACGACACUCCCUCUGCCCGAAGGGGUGCGAUUAGCCAGCGAUUACAACUGGGAAACAAGCUCAGCCAAAGCGGCCAAUCAGAAUGAUCUGUUCGCCAGCGUGUCCCAGAGAAACACAACCAGCACUACUGCCACCACGGCUGGAGAUGGCUGGGCUGCAGAGGCAACAGGAGAGUGGGGGGCCGAGGAGAGCUGGGAGUCAGUGGAAGGAAACCAGGGGGGUCUCAGCAAAGCUGAGCUGUCCAAGAAGAAGCGUGAGGAGAGGAGGAAAGAGCUGGAAGCCAAACGGGCAGAGCGCAAAGCUGCUAAAGGUCCUCUUAAAUUGGGCGCACGGAAGCUGGAUUGAGCGGGGACGCAAGGAUUUGAGGAUUUAAGGGCGGGGAUGGAGAGUGAGGAACAUGGACCACAGUGACUGGACCCGGAGCAGUGGUUGGAGGAUUGACAUUCCACAUACUUAAGGACCAGAGAAGAAGUGUUAGCAGUGAAGAAAUGACCGUGAACAGCAAUCACAAUGAAGGCUUCUUGCUGGUUCAGCUGAGGAAAAUGUUGCUGUUGGUCAGACGGUGACUCUCUGCUUCUCACAGAUGCAACAGUCCAGUGCUUUACGGAUAGAGAGGAGACAGAGACAGAAAAGAAAGACAUGAAGCAGCACUCCAUGCAGCAGAGUUCACACAAAACGUCCCUCCCCACCUUUUUUUUUUUUUUUUUUUUUUAAAUACAUAAUUCAUAAAGGUUCAGUUGUAAAGUCAAUGUAUAUAAAUGUUGCAUCUUGUCUUAAAGUGACAUGAAGAAGACACUUUUUAAAAAAUCACAAGUAUAUACAACAGAAUUCAAACAUGUAUUAUUGUAUUGAAUGAUUCUCGGUACACACACACACACACACACACACACACACACACACACUCUUACAGUGGAUAUGAAUGUUUUAGUUCAGCUGUCACUAACUUACAGAUUUAAGACUUAAAAUCGAUCCAUGCAUGCACUUGUGUAUUUGUGUGGCCUAACAAAAGCUUUCGUGGCAAAGUACUACAACCGUGUUGAGUCUACUUUGCACAUACAACACUGUACUGAACUGGCUGGAGAGCUGACACAUUUGACUGGUUUCAGAUCUGUUAUUGUGUUAAUAUGCACUGCAGACACAUGACGAGAACACGAGUAGUGCAAUUGAGGCUGGAGAACUGGUUUAAGUGUAUGGGUUGUACAUGCCUUUGUCAUAUGUGGGGUAGUGCUGGGGUGGUGGAGGGGUUCUCGUCGGUCCAGGGUAAAGAAAUUCCCUAAAAGUUUCUUUUACUCUUUUUAUUUGUGCCUUUUAUUUGUCGGAUCACUUUCAAGGUUUAUGAGAACAUUUUAAAAAGUGGACCUGAAAUGUCUCCCACCAGUAGAUCCCUGUCUUCAUGAUGAUCCUCCUGUCUGUGUUGGAUGUGGCAUUGCUUGGUUUGUUGUAAGAUGCUGCAUAGAUGAAAAGCUGACACAAUCAACAGCCAUCACCACUGGAGCUAAUGUCCUGCUAUGGGGUGGUCAAGUCAGGUGAAGAACUAUGCUGUGUUGGUGGUAAACUGAGGGAGAGUAGAUGCAACCUUUUACAGUAAAUCCAAAUCAUGUAGCAUGUGAGCUAUUCUAAAAAAAAUAAAUCUAAUUAAAAUA